AUGGGAAACGAGCUUGCUAGAUAUAGGAAUCAUGAAAAAUAUCCCUCUACAGGCCAGACUAGAAAAGGAGGUUUCGGAUCCACGGGAUCCUCCCUCGCAUGCCUUACUAUGAGCAUGAAAGAGAGACCUAUGCUUAAAUUAAAGAUUAGAGGUAAACUAUUCUGGGAACUCCUAGAUACAGGAGCAGACAAAAGCAUUAUAAAUUGUCUAGAUUGGCCUAAAGCCUGGGCUCUAGUUAAAGCCAGCCAGACCCUCCGGGGACUAGGGAUAGCUACCAGUCCUGAUAUUAGUGCUGCAUCUCUGGACUGGGAGGAUGAGGAAGGACAUAAAGGCAUUUUCCAACCAUAUGUCUGUUCCACCCCUGUUUCUUUGUGGGGGCGCAAUGUGCUGGAGCAAAUGAAUAUCAAACUUACUACAGAAAAGUUAUACAGUGAGGCCUCCCAAACCAUGAUGAGAAACAUGGGAUAUAAGCCUGGCCAAGGGCUUGGGACCAAGGGCCAGGGAGAUCCCAAUCCGCCUUCUAUGGGGGGUCAGGUUUUUUCCUAG
Messenger RNA from Mustela lutreola (European mink), 546 nucleotides. Its product is annotated as endogenous retrovirus group K member 7 Pro protein-like. NCBI's taxonomy places the organism in Eukaryota, Metazoa, Chordata, Mammalia, Carnivora, Mustelidae. The transcript has a single exon. Gene Ontology annotation, molecular function: aspartic-type endopeptidase activity; nucleic acid binding. The coding region runs from base 1 to 546 and encodes 181 amino acids. Gene Ontology annotation, biological process: proteolysis. The record is from RefSeq and is a predicted model, not a curated record.